AGUGUUGAGGAUCGAGGAUCUAGUCAGCAACUCGUUUAGCCAUCUCUACGCACGUAUACGAUGGCCCCAUUUGGAGGACGCGGAAGCUCUGGAAGAGGACGUGGUGGAUUUCGGGGGGGAAGAGGUGGGAGGGGAGGGAGAGGAGGAUAUGGAGGACCUCAAUUGCCGUCAUCUCUUCUUGAGCAAGUUGAUGCCAAGUAUGGAUCCGGGGGAAAGAAAGAUGUGACCAGGAAAGAAAAACGAAAAGCCACUCGAGAUGACCGUAAAGGACCUGCGCAAACUCAAAAGACAAGAAGACGAUCACCACCAAGCGAUCAUGAGGAGGAGGAAAAAGAUGAGUCUGAACAGCCGCCUUUUAAAAAAUCAAAGACCUCCAAACCCAAAUCUGUGUCGAGUUCGGAGAAGUCCAAUUCGGAAAAAAAGGAGAAGAAGAAGAAGCUUCCAGAGUUGACACUUCCCGAGGAGAGUGUGGGUGGGGAUGUGGAGGACAGAGAGAUUGAAUGGUUGGAGUAUAUGCUGAGGAAAGAGAAGGGGAAGUCUAAGGAUGAGGAUGAUCUUGAUGAUGGUCUCGAUGAUUUGUUAAACUUUGCCGAAGCUUUUGAGCAUGGUGGGAAAGGAGUGAACAAGCAGAUUUUGGAUGAUGAAGAUGAUGAAGGAAUAUCUGACUUUGGAGAGGAAAACGAAGAUGAUGGGGAAGAAGAAGAAUCGGAGGAAGACCAAGACGAAGACGGUGGUGAAGACAACGAGAUUGACCUUGACGAGGACGAAGAAGAAGAGUUUAUGGGAUUCAGCGAUCAAGACGACCAGGAGAAGGAAGAGGAUGAAUCCUCGGCCCAAGAAAAGCAUCAGGCCGGACACGACGACGCAGAACCAUCAGUACCUUCAGAUCCCACUCCUUCAUCCUCAACGGACACUCCGGCACCUACCAAGUACAUCCCUCCACACCUUCGAGCCGCUCAAUUAGAGGAAAAAUCGAAAGGGAACAAGGAAAAGGCAGAGGAAAAAAUACGACUUGAGAGAAAGGCGCAGGGUCUGCUCAAUAGGCUGAGUGAGCAAAAUAUUGAGUCCAUAUUAGCCGAGCUUGAAACGCUAUAUAGAAAUCACAGUAGAAACGAUGUCACCACCGCUCUUACCGACCUCAUCAUUCAAAUGAUCUCCAAUAAAGCCAACCUUCUAGAUUCCUUUGUCGUCCUCUACGCCACUUUGGUCGGGGCUCUUCAUCGAGUGAUCGGUAUGGAGUUUGGAGCUCACUUCAUUCACACCUUGAUUACAAAAUACAGCGGUCUCCAGAGCCCCUCGUCAUUGAGCGUUGAAAGUCAACAAUCGACAACUAUCCAGACCACGAUUUACCAGACCCCUGACGCAGGCAAAGAGUCUCUCAAUUUGCUCACUCUCAUUGCAGAGCUGUACAACGCCCAAGUUGUCGGAUCUCGAUUGAUCUACGAUCUGAUCAGAGGCUUCUUAGAGGGCGAAGAGAAAGACCGAGAAGUUAUGGGAGAGAGGGAAGUAGAAGGGUUGCUGAAGAUUCUGAGGUGUUCGGGAGCUCAGCUGAGAACAGAUGACCCUGCGAGUUUGAAGGACAUUGUCAAUCUUGUACAGGAGAAGACCAAGGGCAAGGAGAAGACUAUGACAGCUCGUGCUCGUUUCAUGGUGGAAACCCUAACCAACGUAAAAAAUGGCAAGGUCAAGUCCUCUGCUACUUCCGAAGCAGGGAACGAUGCUGCUCAACGGAUGAAGAAGUUCUUAUCCGGAUUAGGCCGUAAACGAAGAUUACUUGCAUACGAGCCCCUCCGAGUCUCCUACUCUGACCUGCUGUCAGCUGAUAAAAAGGGUAAAUGGUGGCUUGUCGGUGCGGGCUGGUCUGGCAACCCUCUUGUGGAGCUGGAACAACAACGUGAACAAGCCAAGUCGUCAGGAAAGACGGAGAAAACCGGAAAGAAAAAGGAAGAGAAGGAUAGCGAGGCGGCAUUGCUAGAGUUGGCGAGAAAACAAGGGAUGAACACGGACGUCAGAAGAGGAGUGUUCGUGGUGCUGAUGACCAGCGAAGACUAUGUGCACGCCUGUGAUAGGUUGAGUAUGUUCAAACUGAGCGAUGUCCAGCAGCGAGAAUUUGUGAGGGUGGCUCUCCACUGUUGUGGUCUCGAAGCAACGUAUAACCCAUACUAUACUCUUAUCCUCAGUCAUCUCUGUGCAAACUCUUACGAUCACCGCUUCACGUUUCAAUACGCUCUGUGGGACUUUAUGCGUGAGCUGGAGAAUGGAUCAAAGGUUAGCAAAGAGAAACUUGGAAAUGUGGCGAGGGCUGUGGGGUAUGUUGUGGCCCGAGGAGGACUGAGUUUGACUGUUUUCAAGGCGGUUGAUUUCACAUCCCUUUCCAAACCGCUCAUUAAAUUCCUUAUCACCGUCCUGGUACAUCUUGUCAUAGCGCUCCAGACCGUGUCUCCCAUCUUUACGCUUCCUAAAUCUUAUGAUCUUGCUCGCAACUUUGAUGAUGAAGUUAUUCAAGAGAGAUUUGAACAGGUGCUCAGUAACACUGAGCUUGCUGGUGGUUGGCUGUGGAUGUUGGACAGGGAAAUGAAGGAUGGAAAGAAGUGGGAAGAGGAAGUUACGGGAGAAAGGGAAAGGGUAGUUGUGAAGAAAAGCUUGGAGAUUGCUCAGAAUGUGCUGAGAGCAGCUGCGCUAUAGGCAGCCACGCCCGUAACUUUAGGGGAGUGAAUGUUUGUAAGCACCGCCUAAUCAGUAGAUGCGCAUGUAUAUAUCACGGUUGGAUCGGGCUUCUAUAUUCUUAGCAGUCGCAUUGCUGUUGGCAACGCCAACAAGUAGCGAGGAGACGUGACUUGUUUAUUUUACUGGAAGUUUUAUCGCCUUAGAUUCAUAAAUGGAACAAAUU
Messenger RNA from Cryptococcus deneoformans JEC21, 2890 nucleotides. RefSeq names its product osmoregulation-related protein, putative. Gene Ontology annotation, biological process: ribosomal small subunit biogenesis. The coding region runs from base 61 to 2685 and encodes 874 amino acids. NCBI's taxonomy places the organism in Eukaryota, Fungi, Basidiomycota, Tremellomycetes, Tremellales, Cryptococcaceae. Gene Ontology annotation, molecular function: protein binding; RNA binding. Gene Ontology annotation, cellular component: nucleolus. The transcript has 12 exons. The record is from RefSeq and is a predicted model, not a curated record.